AUGACCAAAGCAGGGGCAAGAGAGAUGGGCCGCGAACCUACGUCUGAGGAGCAGGAAAUUCCGGUCUACGAGACUGGUGUCAACGCACCCUCACGCCCCGGUGUCGCCGAGAUCGCCGAAGCACUCGAGGUAGAAGAAAUCGAUGCCGACCUCUACAAGUCUCUCACUCUCUGGAAGCCCGCAAGAGCACGAGGCGUCUUUGGCGGUCAAGUAAUCGCUCAAGCCGUAGCAGCAGCCAACAAGACUGUCCGCCAAGGUCUGCUUCUCCACUCUCUGCACAGCUACUUUUUGCUCGCUGGUGACGAGACGAGACCGAUCAUCUACCAGGUCAAUCGGGUACGCGAUGGCGGAUCGUAUGUCACACGCUCAGUCAAUGCAAUGCAGAAAGGUAGAAGCAUCUUUACCAUCAUCUUGAGCUACCAAAAGCCGGAACCAAACGAACCUACGUUUGCCAUUCCACUCCCAUCGCUCGAUUCCGAGGGCAGGUUCUUGCUCGAAUCAAUCACAGGAUCGCAUGCGACCGGAAACCAUUCUGCCAAGUCGAUCAACUUUCGCGCUCUCCCCGGUCCUCAAGAUUGCCCGUUGAACGAGCAAAGGUACCAAAAGGUGCUCGAACGCGGUAAUGCAGAUGCUCGUGUGCGCAAGGUGCUCGAAGGAUGGAUCAGCGACCGCCAAGCCUCGCCCGUCGAGAUCCGCGACGCUCUUCCAGGCAUGUACGACAGCAAUGGCUUCCCCACACCGGGCAACCAGCAGGCAUUCUGGAUGCGCACACGUCGUCCUAUGAAUGGAGGCCUGGAGGCACAAAAGGUAGCUCUGGCGUAUGCUUCCGACUUCUACCUCCUGAGCACCGUGCCCAAAGCAUUGAACAACAGCAGGAGGAUCAGGAUGAUGGCCAGUCUCGAUCAUAGUAUGUGGUUCUACCAACCGUUUCAAGUUCACGAGUGGUUGUUGUUCGUGAUGCAAACGCAAGCCGCAUCCAAUGGCCGCGGUGUUGUCGUCGGUCGAAUUUACAGAGAAGACGGAACCCUGGUUGCUGUUGUUUCUCAAGAGGGCCUGAUUCGGGGCCAACCUCCAAAACCCUCUGCAGAUGCCAACUCAUCGUCGCCAAAGCCAAAGCUGUGA
This is a messenger RNA of Mycosarcoma maydis (corn smut), 1122 nucleotides long. RefSeq names its product putative peroxisomal acyl-coenzyme A thioester hydrolase 1. The transcript has 2 exons. Gene Ontology annotation, molecular function: fatty acyl-CoA hydrolase activity. Bases 1 to 1122 code for a protein of 373 amino acids. The record is from RefSeq and is a predicted model, not a curated record. NCBI's taxonomy places the organism in Eukaryota, Fungi, Basidiomycota, Ustilaginomycetes, Ustilaginales. Gene Ontology annotation, biological process: fatty acid catabolic process; acyl-CoA metabolic process. Gene Ontology annotation, cellular component: peroxisomal matrix.